Messenger RNA from Cantharellus anzutake, 1521 nucleotides. RefSeq names its product carbohydrate esterase family 8 protein. The record is from RefSeq and is a predicted model, not a curated record. Gene Ontology annotation, biological process: cell wall modification. The transcript is spliced from 16 exons. NCBI's taxonomy places the organism in Eukaryota, Fungi, Basidiomycota, Agaricomycetes, Cantharellales, Hydnaceae. Gene Ontology annotation, molecular function: pectinesterase activity. Bases 360 to 1364 code for a protein of 334 amino acids.
GGUCCCAUGCCCUAAGCGUGCUGGACAGAGCCCGGAUUAAAGUUUCACUCUAUGGUUAUAUGCAUGACAACCACAGGGUGGGGAACCCCUUGGAACGCUGAUGACGAGCGUAUUGGAUGAACUGUUCACAGAAGUCACGGUGCAACGUUGGACUGAAUCAUUAAAUAUAGGCGGAUAAGGGUACCUUCGGGUCGUCCGUCGGUAGCAGAAGAUAUCAUUUCGAGCGAUAUUAAGCACGCUCCCCUUGGGCACUGUUGCAUCAGCAUUGUCUGCUUAAUUUUUUGGAAUUGGCCAAGAAAUAGUCAUGACGCUGGUUGUCAAGUUCCCAACCGCAGCUCGUCCUUGUGGAUGCCUAUAUUAUGCUGAGCCGUUCUGGCAUUGCCCACCCUACGCACUGUACUGAUAUGUUUGGAUGUCUGAAGCUGUUCGGAUCUGUGGUGCUAGCGGUUUUCGCCCACCUUGUGUUAGGCCAUAGAACCCCGCCUUCGGGUGCCAUUACGGUGGGAAAUGGCGGCAAGUACAGCACACUACAGGCAGCUCUUGCGGAUAAUUCUUCGAAUGUGUUUUUCCUUUACGCUGGAACGUACAAAGGCAACACCCUUAUCUCGCGCUCAAAUGUCAAGAUCUAUGGGCAGACAUCGGGUUGGACUACGUAUGCUGGAAAUUUGGUGUCCCUCACUAAUAAUAUAACGGCCUUUGAUGUUGGAAGUGACAUCGGUAGCGCCACGGUUCAGGUCGAAGCCUCAGGGGUUAGCCUGUAUAACCUCAACAUAAAUAACACAUAUGGAAACGCUCUUUCUCAUUCUCCAGCUAUCGCUUUAUGUGUUCAGGGCGAUCAGUUUGCUGGAUAUGGACUCAAAGUGCAGGGCUACCAGGAUACAUUGCUUGCAAAUACUGGCCGUCAGUACUAUCGGGGCUGCUGGAUUGAGGGUGCCGUCGAUUUUAUUUUUGGGCUAGAUGCUUCUAUAUGGAUAACGAAAUCUGUCAUUCACACUGUUGGAAGUGGUUAUAUUACCGCGUCUGGCCGUUCAUCAGAUGAUUCCAACUACUAUGUAAUCGAUACAUCUACCGUCCAAGGAUCAGGCUCAACAUACCUGGGAAGACCUUGGAGAAAUUACGGCCGAGUCGUUUUUCAAAAUUCGACGUUGGGAAAGAAUGUCAAUAGCGCUGGCUGGUCGGUGUGGGCCGCUGGCGACCCUCGAACCGAUCAUGUUACGUUCGCCGAGCACCAGAAUACGGGUCUGGGGGCUCGCGGUCAGCGUGCCUCCUUUGCUACCGGACUAACGACCCCUGUUUCCAUUAACACGGUUUUGGGAUCAACUGACUGGAUCGACCCAGCGUAUCUGCGAGUCCAUGGUGGCUAGUUUCGUAGCCAAUAGAUUCAUUGGAAAGUUUGGGCCGAUGCAUUCCUGGACGGCCGGCGGACAACGGAGACCCACAUCUUAGAGCUGGCACUCGAAUUUAGCAUACAAUAUACCAUUCGUUUACACAUUUCGCCUAAAUCAUGCAGUAGGAUGCUGU